AUGACACCAGCAGGGACAGAAAAAUUUGGCGUUUCGCUAGGAGGUACCAGACGCAGUCACAAUCUCGUCGUCGCCGAUAUACGCCCAGAAGCUAUACUGGGACUUGGUUUUCUGAGAAGACACAAAUGUGCCAUCGAUGUAUCACAGAGUAACCUGAAGAUAGGGGAAAUGACAAGAAAAUGCCACACCGUUGGUAGCUUAGGAGUUUGCCGUGUCUCCCUAGACCGUACCAUUACGAUCCCCGAGACCAGUGAAGUGGUCGUAUCUGUACCUGUCAUAGGAUGCAGUGAGGACGCCAGCUACCUGAUUGAACCAGCCGCCACAUUCAAAGAGAAACAUUCCUUACUAGCCGGCCGUACCUUUGUAAAGCUGGAUGAGUCUUCCUGUGUUCCGGUGAGAGUACUGAAUCCAGACCUUGAGCCGAAGACUAUAGGAACUGGUACCCACGUGGGAUGGAUAGAGCAGGCUCAGGAACCAGAGCCGAUCAAACCAGUUACCUCAGGCCUAGGACAGAAAGGGGUCCUGCCAGCGCAUCUCAGCUCUCUGUUGAAGGAUUGCAGCCAGAACUUGACAGCUGACCAGAACGACAGAGCUAAAUCGUUUCUCCGAAGUUAUGCAGGUCUCUUUGCUAGGGAUGACAGUGACCUAGGUCAGUGCCAGGCCCAUCAAACACGCGCCAGACGUGUCGCUCUACAUGCACGGGAUGAAUUCGACAAAGAACUCAAUUCAAUGUUGGAGCGCAAGGUGAUAGAACCCUCCACUAGCCCAUGGGGUGCUGGAGUUGUCCUUGUGAGAAAGCGGGACGGCAAGCUGAGGUUUUGUGUUGACUACCGGGGUUUGAAUGCAGUUACCCUCCAGGACGCCUACCCCUUGCCAAGAGUUGACGACUCCCUUGACGCACUCAGCGGCGCCACCUGGUUUUCAACAGCGGAUCUGAUGCCUGGGUAUUGGCUGGUGGAGGUACACCCAGAUCACAAGCCCAAGACAGCUUUCGCCACUAAGAGAGGACUGUUUCAAUUCAAUGUCCUUCCAUUUGGGCUGUGCAACGCCCCUAUCACCUUUGAGCGGAUGACGGAGUCUGUUCUAGCUGGACUUUAG
This is a messenger RNA of Ylistrum balloti, 1098 nucleotides long. RefSeq lists its product as uncharacterized. The coding region runs from base 1 to 1098 and encodes 365 amino acids. Lineage: Eukaryota; Metazoa; Mollusca; Bivalvia; Pectinida; Pectinidae. The transcript has 2 exons. The record is from RefSeq and is a predicted model, not a curated record.